This is a messenger RNA of Ipomoea triloba (trilobed morning glory), 495 nucleotides long. RefSeq lists its product as uncharacterized. Bases 1 to 495 code for a protein of 164 amino acids. The record is from RefSeq and is a predicted model, not a curated record. The transcript has a single exon. Lineage: Eukaryota; Viridiplantae; Streptophyta; Magnoliopsida; Solanales; Convolvulaceae.
AUGGCCGAGAAGCGGCAAAGAGAGGAAAGCUUAGAAACAAUGGAAGGAGAAAUUUCGAAGCGCUCCAAGCCGUUCGAUCACAUCCUCUCCAUUCUGGAAGAGGAAGAAGAAGAGGAGCCGAAAGGAGCCCUAGAAGUCGAAGCCGAGUUAGGCAUUUUCACUACUCUUCAACAGGAGAUCUCUUCUUCUUCGUCUUCGUCUUCGUCUUCUGAGUCCGAAUUUGGGCCGAUUAUCCGCGACCCGGCCCACGGAGUGAGUCCGGAUCCGAGCUCAACCGAAGAUGACGACAGAAUCGACGUCAUCAGGCACCUUCUGGAAGCGUCUGACGACGAGCUCGGCAUUCCGAAUCUACGGACGGACGGCGGAGAUAACGCCGAUGAGAAUGGGGCGGACGGCCAGGGUUUUCCGUUCUCUUUGUGCGAUGAUGGAUUGUGGGAGUUUGAAGAUCAAUCUGCUAACUACUAUUAUUUGCUGCAGGCUGAGCUUUUCAUGUAG